AUGGGACGAGCUGACGGAGUACAUGGACAAGCUUGUCGGGUGGUCCGGCGACACGAUCAAGGGCUGGAAAACAUGCUGGCCAAGGAGUGCGACAAGAUGUGCAAGGAGGUGGGCGCCUACCCCAAGUGCUCGUGCCCGGACUUCGUGGAGCCAGACUCGACCCCAGGCGUGAUGACGUGGGACGAGCUGCUGGAGUACAUGGACAAGCUUGUCGGGUGGUCUGGCGACACCAUCAAGGGCUGGAAGGGCACUGCGGCAGAGAUCCAGACGAGCGCGUCGUCCGUCGACGCGGAGAAGAGCUGCGAGGCUGAGGACUUGAGAGUGCGGGCAUUCUUGCAGAACAAGCUGGCCAAGGAGUGCGACAAGAUGUGCAAGGAGGUGGGCGCCUACCCCAAGUGUUCGUGCCCGGACUUCGUGGAGCCAGACUCAACCCCAGGCGUGAUGACGUGGGACGAGCUGCUGGAGUACAUGGACAAGCUUGUCGGGUGGUCUGGCGACACCAUCAAGGGCUGGAAGGGCACUGCGGCAGAGAUCCAGACGAGCGCGUCGUCCGUCGACGCGGAGAAGAGCUGCGAGGCUGAGGACCGGAGAGUGCGGGCGUUCUUGCAGAACAAGUUGGCCAAGGAGUGCGACAAGAUGUGCAAGGAGGUGGGCGCCUACCCCAAGUGUUCGUGCCCAGACUUCGUGGAGCCAGACUCGACCCCAGGCGUGAUGACGUGGGACGAGCUGCUGGAGUACAUGGACAAGCUUGUCGGGUGGUCUGGCGACACGAUCAAGGGCUGGAAGGGCACUGCGGCAGAGAUCCAGACGAGCGAGUCGUCCGUCGACGCGGAGAAGAGCUGCGAGGCUGAGGACCGGAGAGUGCGGGCUUUCUUGCAGAACAAGUUGGCCAAGGAGUGCGACAAGAUGUGCAAGGAGGUGGGCGCCUACCCCAAGUGUUCGUGCCCAGACUUCGUGGAGCCAGACUCGACCCCAGGCGUGAUGACGUGGGACGAGCUGACGGAGUACAUGGACAAGCUUGUCGGGUGGUCUGGCGACACGCAUCAAGGGCUGGAAGGGUGCCGCUUCUGGACGCUAGCGUGGCCCUGA
This is a messenger RNA of Prorocentrum cordatum, 1089 nucleotides long. Lineage: Eukaryota; Dinophyceae; Prorocentrales; Prorocentraceae. The record is from the annotation of a GenBank genome assembly.